This is a messenger RNA of Cuscuta campestris, 930 nucleotides long. The record is from the annotation of a GenBank genome assembly. NCBI's taxonomy places the organism in Eukaryota, Viridiplantae, Streptophyta, Magnoliopsida, Solanales, Convolvulaceae.
CCCCCUUAAAUUUCUUACAAAUCAAAAUCUCUCAUGCUUUCAGGGAUGGAGGGAGUAAUUAGAAAGUAAAAUUACAAAAAUAAAUCUGCCAAAAAUCAAAAUAAAAAGAGUGUAAUUGAAGUAGAAAAAGUUUUUUUGCGACGUAGAGAGAAGAAAGAUGUUUUGGGUCUUUAAACUUCAUUUUUUAAUAGAAAGUCAUUAUGUAUUAUGUUUUAGUGCUGUUUAAAUAAAUUCCUCUUUUAAUAUGUGGUGAUGGAUGGAUGGAGUUUAUAGCAUUGGAAGCUUAGGAGCUGGAAAUUCGAAAGCUUACGUGUCUAACGUUGUUGUGAACGGAGCAAAGCUGUCUGGAACCGCAAAUGGGGUCAGGAUCAAGACCUGGCAGGGAGGAUCGGGGACGGCAAGCAACAUCAAAUUUAAGAACAUACAAAUGCAUGGUGUGGAGAACCCUAUAAUUUUAGACCAAAACUAUUGCGACCAAAAGAAGCCAUGCAAGGAAGAGAGCUCGAAUGUGGAAGUGAAAGAUGUUGAAUACGAAAACAUAUCAGGAACGAGUGCUACGGAGACGGCGAUCGAGUUUGAUUGCAGCAAGAGGUAUCCGUGCCAAGGGAUUGUUCUUCGCAAUGUGAAUUUGAAAAGGGAAGGAGGCGGCGGUGACGCUAAGGCUUCAUGCAACAAUCCCCAAGAAGGUUGACUUUCGUUUGACAAUAGCUCUAAGACCCAGUUGCAAUGUUCUUCGAUGGAAAGGUCACACCCCAGCCAAGGCGUUGGGGCCAGGGGGUGUUGAUUGUAUUGUUUUGCACGGAGUAUGUUUCAAUUUAUGAACAAGGUUUGAUUUUUUAGGAUUUUUAUUUUAUUUAUAGAUGUUAGCCAUUUUAAUACGGAUUGUUUUAUUCACGAUAUGUAGUGUCAAAAUAAAAUCUUGUCACCGUU